This is a messenger RNA of Anopheles coustani, 4125 nucleotides long. RefSeq lists its product as uncharacterized. Gene Ontology annotation, molecular function: zinc ion binding; nucleic acid binding. Gene Ontology annotation, biological process: DNA integration. The coding region runs from base 1 to 4125 and encodes 1374 amino acids. The transcript has a single exon. Lineage: Eukaryota; Metazoa; Arthropoda; Insecta; Diptera; Culicidae. The record is from RefSeq and is a predicted model, not a curated record.
AUGGUUGAUCGAACCAAUAAUGCCGGCAGUGCGCCGAAUACAAGUUCCAAUACAUCGGCAGAAACAGUUGCCGGUACUGCUCCACCACCAAAUUUUGGUAUGGAACCAUUCGACCGACGCAAGUCGAAAUGGCUGCGGUGGGUGGAUCGACUCGAAACCGCAUUCGAGAUUUACGGAGUGACGGCGGAGAGAGUAAAAAGGAACUACUUAUUGCAUUACAUGGGGACGGAAACCUACGAUGUCAUUUGCGACAAGGUUGCUCCGGAUGCUCCUCGGGAUCGGACGUACGACCAGAUCGUGACAACUCUGAAUGAGUUUUACAGUCCGCAGCCACUAGAAAUUGCUGAAAACUACAAGUUCAAUAGUCGCCGACAAGGUGACAAGGAUGCUACUUCGGCUGAGGAGUCAGUCGACGAGUACUUGGUGGCGUUGCGGAGGAUGGCGGCAUCGUGCAACUUCGGGGAUUACUUAGAAAAGGCGCUGCGCAACCAGCUUGUGUUUGGCAUUAAACGUAGUGACAUCCGAGAUCGAUUGCUGGAACGGCGGACACUAACACUCCAGGAAGCUCGAGACAUAGCAGUGGGCAUGGAGUUGUCUCGAAAAGGCCGAACAGAGAUCGAAGGAUGUGCACCAAAACAAGACAUGCAUGCGGUGUACCAUCCCCCUGGUAAAGGUGCGAAGAAACCGAACCGUGCGGAAAGGCCCAAUACUAGCUCGGAGAAGCCUAGUUGUUAUCGAUGCGGGGAUAAGUCACAUUUGGCUAAUACAUGCAAGCACAAAAAUACCGUCUGCUCGUGCUGUAAGACUAAAGGCCACUUAGCGAAAGUGUGCCUUAAAAAGAAGAAAAUGGAAUCACGGGAUACUACGCAAACCCAUCAUGUUGAAAGUGUCAAAAUUCGGGAGGUGUUUACAGUUUGCGCACCGUCCCAUUACAAAAAACUCUGGUUAAAUGUGACACUAAACCAAAAGAUCAUUAAGUUUGAAGUAGACACGGGGUCACCAGUUAGCAUCAUGAGUGAGGAACACCAAAGAAGACUGUUUCCAAACGCGCAGUUGCGGGAAUCUGGAACUAGUCUUGUGAGCUAUUGCAACACUCCAAUCGUUGUACGUGGCAUACUCGAUGUGGAAGUGCAGCUAGCUGACAAGACAAUGCUACUACCACUGUAUGUAACCAAGUCCAACAAACAUCCCCUAGUCGGCCGGGAAUGGCUAGUACAGAUGGAGAUAGACUGGCAACGACUUGUGGCAGAAUCCGUGAAUACUGUCGAGCCUGACGUGAAUCACCAUGCAACGGAUUGCAAGGCAGUGCUGGAGCGGUACCCUAAGGUGUUCGAAGCGUCAAUAGGGCGCAUUUCCAACAUGCAGGCCCACUUACGGCUAAGAGAAAACACUCGACCAGUAUUUCUCAAAGCGCGGAAGCUACCAUUUAAUAUGAUAAAAAUGGUAGAAGACGAGUUGGAAAAGUUGGUGCAGGAAGGAGUGCUCUCAAAGGUAGAUUCAAGUAGCUGGGCAACACCAAUAGUACCGAUCAGGAAAGCACACAAUCGGGUGAGAAUUUGCGGAGAUUAUAAACAAACAGUUAACCCGAAUCUGGUUGUGGACAGACAUCCAUUACCGACAAUUGAUGAACUGUUCGCAUCGCUUGCUGGAGGGAAGAAAUUCAGCAAAAUUGAUCUGGUCCAAGCAUACCUACAGCUAGAAGUGGCGCCAGAAGAUCGGGAAAUACUAACACUUUCUACUCACCGUGGCUUGUACAGACCCAACAGACUGAUGUACGGCAUUGCAUCAGCUCCCGCGAUCUGGCAAAGACAGAUCGAAGUAAUUCUCCAAGGAAUCGAGGGAGUCAGUGUUUUCCUCGAUGAUAUUAAGAUCACAGGAGACACGGAGCAAAAACAUCUGCGCCGACUAGAGGAAGUAUUGUCUCGACUGAACGAACGAGGCAUACGGGUUAACAGGGAAAAGUGCCAAUUCUUUGCGGAUAAAAUCGAGUACUGUGGAUACUUGAUUGAUGCAAAUGGUAUCCACAAGAUCCAAAAGAAAGUAGAAGCAAUACAGCAAAUGCCGACACCAAAGAACAGAGAAGAGGUACGCUCGUUUGUCGGAUUAAUCAACUACUACGGACGGUUUCUACAAAAUUUGAGCACCAUUCUGUACCCGUUGAACAACCUACUCAAACAGGAUGUUCCCUUCCAAUGGAAUAAGCAAUGCAACGACUCCUUCAAGAGGGUGAAAGAACAGGUCCAAUCAGAGAAAUGCUUGGUACAUUACACACCCGAGUUACCUGUGUUACUGGCGACAGAUGCGUCACCAUACGGAGUUGGAGCGGUAUUAAGUCACGUUUACCCGGAUGGCUCGGAGCGGCCGAUACAGUUUGCGUCGCAAACAUUGAAUCGAGUUCAACAAAAGUAUAUGCAGGUAGACAAAGAAGCUUAUGCUAUCGUAUUUGGCGUAAGGAAAUUCUUUCAAUACCUAUACGGCCGGAAGUUUACCUUACUCACUGACAACCAAGCGAUUACCAAGAUUUUCGCGGAACAAAAAGGGUUGCCAGUAAUGUCAGCAUUACGGAUGCAGCAUUACGCGACAUUCUUACAAAGUUUUGAGUAUAACAUUCGAUUCCGGAAAUCUGCAGACCACGCGAAUGCUGAUGCCAUGUCCCGCAUGCCAUUAAAUACUAUUGAUCCGGAAGAUGAAAUGGAAGAGUCAGAUGCAAUAGAGUUGAACCAAAUAGAAACAUUGCCUUUGACCGCAAUGGAGCUAGAGAACGCGGUGGCGAAGGACAAACAAAUACAAAAGUUGCUUCAAGGAAUUCGACACAGCCGAGCAGUAGAUGCGCAAGAUCGGUUCGGCAUAGACCAACAAGAAUUUACAAUUCAAAAAGGGUGCUUACUACGUGGAAUUCGGGUUUACAUACCACCAUCGCUGCGCAGGAAAGUGCUGGAAGAGCUACAUUCAGCGCAUUUCGGAACGACUCGCACUAAAUCGCUUGCUCGGGGUUACUGCUGGUGGCCUGGGAUGGACCAGGAGAUAGAACGAAUGGUAGCAAACUGUACGGACUGCCAGUCGGUCAAACCUGAACCGGCUAAGGCGAAUCUUCAUUGCUGGGAGACACCAAGUGCGCCAUUCCAACGGGUUCAUGUGGAUUUCGCAGGUCCAUUUAUGGACAAAUAUUUCUUCAUUUACGUUGAUGCUUUCAGCAAAUGGCCGGAGGUUAAGAUUUGCAAAUCAAUCACGGCUGAACAUACUGUAAACAUGUGUCGUGAGCUGUUCAGUACAUUUGGAAUUCCAUCAGUUAUAGUGAGCGAUCAUGGCGUUCAGUUUACUUCAGUACUGUUCAAAGAAUUCCUCAAGAUGAACGGCGUGGUACAUAAAAUGGGUGCACCGUAUCAUCCAGCUACAAAUGGUCAAGCGGAGCGAUAUGUGCAGACUAUUAAAAACAAGUUAAAAGCUGUGAAGUGUUCCAAAUCACAGAUCCACCUGGAACUGUGCAAUAUAUUGCUGACUUACCGCAAAACCAUACACCCGGCGACGGGAAAAUCGCCAUCCAUGCUAGUAUUCGGAAGGCAGAUUCGAUCGCGAUUGGACCUAAUGCUACCUACAUCGGAUAAGUCCAAUAAGGAGGGUUUGGAAGUGCGACAAUUUCAGGUCGGAGAUCGGGUGCGUGUACGAGAUUUCCUAUCUCAUGACAAAUGGAAAUUCGGAAGAAUUGCUGAGAGAGUGGGGAAGUUAAGGUACAAUGUGCACCUAGACGAUGGACGUAUCUGGGAGCGGCACAUCGACCAUAUUUCAGAGGUGGGUGCUGAUCUGCAAGGUACAGCGAAGGAUACUGGUGCAAAGAGCGAUCAUCAGAGAGGUGACAUCAUAACUAACCCGGAAGAGGUGUUUCCAUCUGCUUCUUCGAAAACUGCUACUGCCACGACGAAUACGACGAGUGAUGCCGAAAAGACGGAUGUUGGUACAUUGCCUGUGUCCGAGCGGGAAACCGACAUCGCUUCGGAGCAGAUCAAGGGUUCGGACGGAGGGAACAGCCCGGAGCCGGAGCCUGACCGAUCAGAUGACUUCAGCGGAGAGCUGAACGUACGACGCUCCAGUCGGACGAAGAAACCUCCUCAAAGGUUGAACUUAUAA